Rubroshorea leprosula is the source of this 1614-nucleotide messenger RNA. NCBI's taxonomy places the organism in Eukaryota, Viridiplantae, Streptophyta, Magnoliopsida, Malvales, Dipterocarpaceae. The record is from the annotation of a GenBank genome assembly.
GAUUUCCUUGGUUUCUACGCUGUAAUUUUCCCUCAUUUCUACCAUUUCUCCUCCAUUCAAGCUCUCUUUCUCCUCAUCUACUGUCUUUUUUUCCAACAGAUUUUAUCCUUCUUUGCCUGAGCAAUAAGCAGGGCCAACAACUUCUUUGCUUGAGCAGUGAGCAGCGGCGUCAGCAGUCCUUCAGCUUCCUUGGUUUCUCCGCUGUAAUUUUACCUCAUUUCUACCAUUUCUCCUCCAUUCAGGUUGUCGAUGGCAACUCUUGUUUUGGAAAAUAGGCAAUGGAUUUGUCGAUAUCAACUUGUUUCAUUUGUGCAUCAAGGAAUGUUGAGAAUUAUAGUUUCAAAGAUUCGUCAAGUUGUAUCAAGACAAACUACAAAAGUACAACCAUGCAAGGGUUCCUAGGCCAAAUGGGGACACUACAGCCUUUUGUUUUGUUCUUUCAAGCCCCUUGGGAAGAUGCGACCAUUGAAUAAUGGGGGGCAGCCACCCCCCUGAGCUUUUAAAAAUGUCUAAAAAGUCUUCCCUCUCCCUCCUUUCUCUUUUCCGUUUCCCUUUUCUCUCUCUUUGUCCCCUCACGUUCAUUUUUCUGAUUGAUUCCGGAAGGUGCUCCAGUUCUCCAGCAAAGUAAGAAUGUUAUAAAUGAUGUCAACUUCAAGAAUUCAAAUGAAUAGUUACCCUUCUAAAUCAGUAGAGGGAGCACCACGAGGAGAACAACUAUCUAAACUUAAUUCUUUGGCACCUCCACUAUAAUAGGAUUUGGAGGAAGAAUUUGAAAGCUAUGAGAAAAGGAUGGAAGAAAUGAAAAGGACCAAAGGAAAGCAAAUGGAGGAAGAUGAUGAGGAAUAUAAAGAAGACUCAAAAGAGGAGCAAGAGGAAGACAAUGAUGAGGAAGAUGAUAUUGAUGAUAGUCUUGCUAAAAGUUGUGAGGAAUAUCAUUAGAGCUAAAGAAAGCACAACAAAUAAAACUAAAAAAAGGGGAAGAGUUUGUCAAAAGAAUCAACCUCCUGAGGUCGCUCAACAAUCUCAACCUCAAGGCACUCAACGAAAACCAAGAGGUAAAACUUCUAAAGCUUGCAAAUACUUUGUGUACUUUAUUGGUCCUGAUGGGAAACAAAAGGGGAGGUGUAAAUGGGGUAAUGCUGUCAUAAAAGCUUGUUCUUCAAAUAGUGGGACUUUAGGCCUUAAGAAACACAUAACUAGAUGAAAAUUAAAUCCCAAAAAUUUGACAAAACAAGCACAAUUGAAGUUGACAAAGUUUACAUCUGUUGAUGGAAGUAAGUCAGUGCAUUUAGAGCAGUGGAAGCUUGAUGAAGUGGCAACUAGGAAGGCAAUUGUUGUAAUGAUUAUUUUAGGUGAGUUACCUUUUAGUUUUGUUGAGAAAGAAGAAUUUUUACAUUUUUGUGCAAUAUGUCUUGCACAACAUUUUAAGCCUCCAUCUAGGAGAACUAUCACAAGAGAUAUCCUUGCUUUAUAUUGUGACCUUAGAGAUGAUUUGUCCAAAUUCUUUUAAGGAUAGGAAGAUGAGAGUCUCUUCAAUUUGAACUGGUUUGCAACAAUUAAAAAAGCACUUGCUUUUAAAAUGUCUUAUUUUUUUAAUAAAUUUAAAAUUUUAUU